Messenger RNA from Verticillium alfalfae VaMs.102, 2094 nucleotides. RefSeq names its product DNA damage response protein RcaA. Bases 1 to 2094 code for a protein of 697 amino acids. Gene Ontology annotation, biological process: mitotic G2 DNA damage checkpoint signaling; double-strand break repair via homologous recombination. Lineage: Eukaryota; Fungi; Ascomycota; Sordariomycetes; Glomerellales; Plectosphaerellaceae. The record is from RefSeq and is a predicted model, not a curated record. Gene Ontology annotation, cellular component: Mre11 complex. Gene Ontology annotation, molecular function: protein binding; damaged DNA binding. The transcript has 6 exons.
AUGUGGCUCUUGGAGCAGGAAAAUGUCUUCGAGGGCCGACAGCUCUGGCUUCGCCCCGGCAAGCUCUACCUCUUUGGCCGCACAGCCUCGGAACCGGGCCAGCUUGCCAUCUCCCACAAGACCAUCUCCCGGAAGCACAUGACCAUCAAAAUCGAGCCGGUAGCCGAUGGCCGCAGCCAAAGUAUCUCGAAGCGAUCCACUGUAACGAUCGAAGAUCUCGCGACGAAGACGGGCACAACGAUCGACGGCGAGAAGUACAAGGGAGACAAGCAUGUCGUCUCCAACAAUGUCGCGGAGAUCAAGCUGGGAGGCUGCCCUGACAUUUUCCGGCUCUCGUGGCACCCUGUUGUGCUGAGCUUCAGCUUCACGAGCCGCGAAAUGCGAGAAGACCCAGCCCGCCGACUCCGCGACAUGCUCGAACAGCUCGACAUCAAAUUCACAUUUGACUACAACAUCCAACACACGACACAUGUGGUGGCGAAGAAGAGGAAUACGUCCAAGGGGCUGCAGGCGCUCAUCAACGGCCGGUACAUCGUCACCGACUCGUUCGUCGACGCCAUCGUGGCGGCUGCGCUGCCGCCCGACGGGGCCGAAGCAACAGAGGCGUCGGCUCUGGAGCAAGACUUUCAGGCCUCCUGGCCAAACCCUCUCGAGCACCUCCCGCCUCGCGGCGGCGAGCCUGUGGAACGGCCGCCGGACGCGUAUGCUCCGGAUGAAGCGCGGAAAGAGAUUUUUGAGGGUUACACAUUCAUCUUCUACGACAGAAACCAGUAUGACAAUCUCCUGGCGCCGAUCACCAAUGGCGGCGGCAAGGCGCUGCACACCGAGGUCACCCCCGAAAAGACAACCGUGGACGACUUUGUGCUGUUUGUCAAGACGGAGGCGGGCGAGAAGGGCCUUGGGUCUUUCGAGGACGGGAGCGAAGGACGCGGCGUGGUCGUCGUCCGCUUCACCCCUGAUAAGGGUGACCACACUGAAUGGUACGCGUCGUUUUUCUAUGAGACAUCGCUUCGGCUGGACCACCGCCCCAUUGAACAAAAUGAGUUUCUCGAGGCUAUCCUCGCCAAGGAUGCCAGCAUAUUACGGAGGCCUCUGCAGACCGAAACAGUCCAGGACAGCCCGCCUAGAGCAGCGCGGAACCAAGCAGCGACCAAAGGCGGCGAUGCCAUGGAGACGGAUCCUGCGCCAGCCCCAGAUGCGCCAUCACAGGACAUCUCGGAGUCUUCGAUACCUGGCCCACGACGUGGCCGCACGAGACGACAAGCGACGAGACGGUUUGCAGGGUUCGAUGAUGACUCUGACGACGACGAUAAGGGCAAUGUGCCACAGGCUUCCAUGCCGAACACACGAGCCAGCGGGCCUGCCGAGGAAGCAGAAGACGAAGACGAAGAAGAAGGUCUUUUCGUGUCCCAAGACCGCCGGGAAGAAGCGCCCGCCACCAGAUCCCAGCGCAAGCGGCCAGCGCCCGACUCAGCAGACCUCAUGGACGGCCUCAUCCCCACAGCAGCAGCCGCCAAGCGCCGGCGCAUCGAAGCCGGCGAGGACCCGAUCCGGCGGCAGUCGCCCGACGAACCCGAGGAGCCAGCGCAGCCAAAGCCGGCGCCGAAAAAGGUCAAGAGGGAGAUCGACGUCCUGGAGGAAGCACGCAAGCGUCGCGAGGAAAUGGAGGCCCGCGCCAAAGCGGAGCGCGACGACCUCGCCAAUGUGCCCUCGGACAUUGAUCUCGACGCCAUCCGCCGCCUCCACAUCGUGGAAGAGAUGGAACUGCGGAAACCGGGUGGGGACGCACGCGCGAGCAGGACAUUGCCGACGGACGCGAUGAAGAAGAGGCCAUCGAGGAGACGCUGGCUGAGGGCUGCGCCGGUGACGCGCAUCAGGGGCACCAGAAGCACGGCGACCGAGUCGCUGAGUACGGGGCCGACGUCGAGCCGCAGCCAGGCGACUGGGCGUACGACUCAAGGGAAGAGGCCUGCCGCGGAGGCGUCGAGUGAACCGCCGGCCAAGAGGCCACGGCCUGUGCGACAGAUUGUCGAGGUUCGCGAUAGCGACGAGAGCGACGACGAGUUGAAGUUUAAGUUUGGCCGACGGCGGUAG